AUGGUGUUGAUCAUGAACGCGCAGAAUCCCAGCAAGAACAAACCGACGAGGAAAGCUGUGCAGCCAUCGCGAGGUAGUUACAGUAAGCUGGCUUAUUGUUUUUUGGGCGCGUGCAUGGUCGGGGCUAUGGUCCUAAAUAUGUCCCACCUGCGGAACGUGCAGGAAUCCUCGCAUCCUCAAUCCGCACUACCACGACGAAACGCUAAAGUGGUUCUGAGGAGAGAGUCCGUAAAGAAAACUGUCGCUUCCUUGAAAAAGGUUGUGGCUCCUCAGAGUCCGGCCCUGUCCGAUAGGAAACCGUCGCAAUCGUUUAUUCCCAUUGCACCUCGACCAACGGAUCCUGCCAAAAAUCUCCUCCAGGCUGGGGACUACAUUUACUACCAGGACCCCGCUAUACCUCGUUGGGAUGCGGCACCGAUUGUGGUUGAAAGCCAUAAGUUGCUUUUUUUCACCACGCCCAAAGUCGGAUGCACGGUUUGGAAACAGCUUUUCCGUCGUAUGAUGGGCGCAAAAGACUGGAAAAGUCAGGACGCACAAUCGCUCCUUCCACAUAAUCCGGAAGUCAACGGUCUCAAAUACCUUUACGACUACCCCUUGGAAGAAGCCGACCGCAUGAUGACCUCGCCUAAAUGGACUCGGGCAGUCAUGGUUCGUGAUCCCAAGCAGCGAUUUCUGUCGGCCUUCUUGGACAAGGCCGUCAGCAACCGCCACCAACACAUUCAGCACCGCUGUUGCCCGGACCAGGCGUGCAUAGCAGACGCCCAGACAUUAGCAGGGUUUCUCCGGCUGUGUGAGCGUUGCGACGAUGAGCAUUGGCGAGCGCAGAAUGCCCGCCUUGAUUCCAAAUUUUGGCCAUAUAUGGACUUUGUUGGCCACGUAGAAAACUCGGCGGCCGACGCGCAGGCAUUGCUGACUCGCGUUGGCGCUUGGGACGAAUUUGGCGCCUCGGGGUGGGGAACCGACGGCACCAGUGCAAUUUUUCAGUCCAAAGGAUCCGGCGGUGCGGGUACACACGCAACCUGGUCUCAAUGGAAGGUGUGGCAAUGGUAUACCCCGGAAAUCGAGCAACAAGUGGAGGAUUUCUUCCGUGCCGAUUUCGAAAAUCCUUUGUUCAAUUUUACUCGAGGUGAAUGUUUGACCUGUCUCUCCGAUGAAGAUAAAGCCAAACUUGCGGCUGAACAAAAGAAGUAGAAAACGGUUUAGGGCGUA
Phaeodactylum tricornutum CCAP 1055/1 is the source of this 1209-nucleotide messenger RNA. RefSeq lists its product with no specific name. Gene Ontology annotation, molecular function: sulfotransferase activity. Gene Ontology annotation, cellular component: membrane. Lineage: Eukaryota; Bacillariophyta; Bacillariophyceae; Surirellales; Neidiaceae. The record is from RefSeq and is a predicted model, not a curated record. Gene Ontology annotation, biological process: carbohydrate biosynthetic process. Bases 1 to 1191 code for a protein of 396 amino acids. The transcript has a single exon.